ACCGCCUCCGACCACGGCUCCCCGCGCCGCCGCUCAGCCACCACCUAUCUGACCGUGACCGUGAGCGACACCAACGACCACGAGCCGGUGUUCGAGCAGCCCGAGUACCGGGAGAGCAUCCGCGAGAACCUGGAGGUGGGUUACGAGGUGCUGACCAUCCGCGCCACCGACGGCGAUGCCCCAGCCAACGCCAACAUGCUUUACCGCCUGCUGGAGCCGGGAGCUGGCGACGGCGUCUUCGAGAUCGACCCGCGCUCCGGGGUCGUGAGGACCCGAGCCCCGGUGGACCGCGAGGAGGUCUCCGAGUACCACCUGGUGGUGGAAGCCAACGACCAGGGCAAGGAUCCAGGACCCCGCAGCGCCACGGCUAUGGUGCACAUCACCGUCGAGGAUGAGAACGACAACUACCCUCAGUUCAGCGAGAAACGCUACCUGGUCCAGGUGCCAGAGGAUGCCCCCGUGAACAGCCAGAUCCUGCAGGUGCAGGCCACGGAUCGGGACCGGGGCAGCAAUGCCCAGGUGCACUACAGCAUCGUGAGUGGCAACCUGAAAGGCCAGUUCUACAUCCACUCCUUCUCCGGUGCCAUCGACCUGAUCAACCCUCUGGAUUAUGAGACUCUUCGGGAGUACACGCUCCGGAUCAAAGCCCAGGACGGGGGCAGGCCUCCCUUGAUCAACUCCAGCGGCAUGGUGUCGGUGCAGGUCGUGGACGUGAAUGACAACGCCCCCAUCUUUGUGAGCACUCCCUUUCAGGCCACGGUGCUGGAGAACGUUCCUCUGGGCUACUCGGUGCUGCACAUCCAGGCCGUGGACGCUGACUCCGGGGAGAACGCCCGCCUGGAGUACAAACUCAUAGAGAUGGCACCCUCCGCCGGAGGUGCCCCUGCAGCAGGUGACUCGGGGUUCCCUUUUCAGAUCAACAAUAGCACGGGGUGGAUCACGGUGGCUGCAGAGCUGGACCGAGAGACUGUGGAGAACUAUCACUUUGGGGUGGAAGCCAGGGACCAUGGCGUGCCGGUCAUGACCUCCUCAGCCAGCGUGUCCAUCACUGUCCUGGACGUCAAUGACAACAACCCCACCUUCACGGAGAAGGUGUAUCACCUCAGACUGAACGAGGACGCGGCUGUGGGCAGCAGUGUCCUGACCCUGACAGCAGUGGACAGGGACGUGAACAGCGUUGUGACUUACCAGAUCACCAGUGGCAACACCAGGAACCGUUUUGCCAUCACCAGUCAGAGCGGAGGGGGGCUGAUCACGCUGGCCUUGCCCCUGGAUUACAAGCAGGAAAGGCAGUAUGUGCUCACAGUCACCGCCUCUGACGGCACUCGCUUUGACACCGUCCAGGUCUUCAUCAACGUCACGGAUGCCAACACACACCGCCCGGUCUUCCAGAGCUCCCACUACACAGUGAGCGUCAGCGAGGACAAGCCCAUCGGCACCUCCAUUGUCACCAUCAGUGCCACCGAUGAAGACACGGGGGAGAACGCGAGAAUCACUUACAUUUUGGACGAUAACAUCCCCCAGUUCCGCAUCGACCCUGACACAGGCACCAUCACCACCCUGAUGGAGCUGGACUAUGAGGACCAGGCCUCCUACACGUUGGCCAUUACAGCCCAUGACAAUGGCAUCCCCCAGAAAUCGGACACCACCUACGUCGAGAUCCUCAUCCUGGAUGCCAAUGACAACGCGCCCCGCUUCCUGCGCGACCGCUACCAGGGCUCGGUUUUCGAGGAUGUGCCGCUCUCCACCAGCGUCCUGCAGCUGUCUGCCACCGACCGCGACUCGGGCCUCAAUGGCCGUCUCCUCUACACGUUCCAAGGUGGUGACGAUGGAGACGGAGACUUCUACAUCGAACCCACUUCUGGAGUGAUACGCACACUGCGCAAGCUGGACCGCGAGAACGUGGCUGUCUACAGCCUGCGGGCCUUUGCUGUGGACAGGGGCAGCCCACCGCUGAAAGCCUCUGUGGAUAUCCAGGUGACUGUGCUGGACAUCAACGACAACCCCCCUGUCUUUGAGAAGGAUGAAUUUGACAUCUUUGUGGAGGAGAACAGCCCCGUGGGCUCUAUUGUGGCACGGAUCAGUGCAGCUGACCCCGAUGAGGGGACCAAUGCACAGAUCAUGUACCAGAUCGUAGAGGGGAACAUCCCUGAGGUCUUCCAGCUGGACUUGCUCAACGGAGACCUCACGGCCCUGAUGGACCUGGAUUAUGAGAGCCGGACAGAGUACGUGAUCGUGGUGCAGGCCACUUCUGCCCCUCUUGUGAGCCGGGCGACAGUGCACAUCCGCCUCCUGGAUCAGAACGAUAACCCGCCCGUGCUGCAGGACUUCCAGAUCCUUUUCAACAACUACGUGACCAACAAGUCUAACAGCUUCCCCUCUGGCGUGAUUGGCAAGAUCCCAGCUCAUGAUCCCGAUGUGUCCGACAGCCUGGCCUACACCUUUGUGCAAGGCAAUGAAUUAAACUUGCUCCUUUUGGACUCUGCCACUGGGGAACUCAAACUCAGUCGCGAUCUGGACAACAACAGACCCCUGGAAGCCCUCAUGAAAGUGUCGGUCUCAGGUAAGCAAACGUUCGAGGCUCAUAAAGCGCGUAAUUCUGCUUCUCAGACCGGUAUGGGGGCAUGGGCAGAAAUAACCCACUUGCAGUUUAGUGCGCAGCUUUCGGUUCCCUGA
Molecule: messenger RNA, 2676 nt
Organism: Pelecanus crispus (Dalmatian pelican)
Lineage: Eukaryota; Metazoa; Chordata; Aves; Pelecaniformes; Pelecanidae
Source: RefSeq, a predicted model, not a curated record